GAGGAGGACGAGGAGGAGGAGGAGGAGGAGGAAGGCCCAGGCCCCGCCCCCCACGGGCCCGAGGGCUGCCGCAGGUGCAAACCUCGAAACAUGACCAACAGUAGACCUAACCGGUGUUCAGAGCUGCUUUGGCGCGGACUGAAAUACAGUGACCCCCAUCAUUUCUACGGAGAAUUCGUAAAGCCCGUAUAAUGGCCAACAAGAAAGAGCCUCCGUUCUUCAAUGAAGAUAACGUGGGACCCUUCUACUACAAAUUCCCUUUCUACGAGACUAUGGACCUCUUCAUCGAAACACUGACGGGCACGUGCUUUGAGCUGCAAGUCUCCCCCUUUGAAACUGUCAUUUCUGUGAAAGCUAAAAUCCAGAGAUUGGAAGGUAUUCCUGUCUGCCAACAGCACUUAAUUUGGAAUAACGUGGAGCUAGAAGAUGAUUAUUGCUUGAAUGAUUACAACAUCUCAGAAGGCUGUACCUUGAAGCUAGUACUGGCAAUGCGAGGGGGACCUAUCAAUUCUAGGCGAGUUCCCGUGGAAGAUCCGCUUCGGGAAAUGGCCGAAUUCAUGUAUCCCGGGCAAGAUGAAGUUUGGGAGAAGGCUCCUUCCAAUAAGCAAGUCACCUUUUUGGUCUACAGAGAAGGGGAUCAGUUGAGUUUUUUCCGUGUGAUCGAUAGGGGAGAUGGCACUCUGACCCCCCUCUCGGAGUCGAUAAGCGGGGGCUCCGUUUACAACCCGUACACCGACGAAGAAGACGACAUGGAACCUUCUCCCUCUGGGCAGCAGAUCAUCGAAAACUCCAUCACGAUGAAUAAAAUGAAGCUGCUGAAGGCCAAGAUGGAAAACAUGAACCUCAGUAAAAAGCCCAAGAAAGCCGUCAAAGUCAAACCUCGGCCCCCCAUGACUCCGCGGCCUUCGAGCGGUUCCAUGGCAGCUGCCCGUCACAGGCUUUUAAGAGUGCUUCCCCACAUUGGACAGUCUCGCCUACCUCCUGGGAAUUCGUAUCCCUCCGAACCUUCCCACCGUGCACUUUCAGCCCUGGCUCCUUUGGCCACCGCCGGUAGAGCCGUGUCUUCGGUGACUGGCGAUCCCCUUCAGGAAGAAAACUGGGAAAGCCCUCCGGUGACUCAGCCGGCCCAAACCCUUUCGGAAAAGGUAGUCUCCGGAAACGAGCGGGACGUGGUCCUGCCUCACAACGUGGACCUCUGCGCCCCAGAAGACUUGCUUCUGCCUGAGGUAGAUGCGGCCCCUCUGUCCCUGGAAGGCAGCCUCGCUCAACAGUUUGGCGAACGAGGGAAGGCGAAUCCAAACUCGCCACUGCCUACCGGGGACAGAGGCCCGAAGGCCCCGGAGCAGCCUCCUCGUAAGCCUGUCCGCAAGACGCCGAGUUGCGAAGCAGCGGAGGCGGGCGUCCCUGACCCUCGGGAAUUAAGUGCUCAGAAGAACGGACUCCUGUCCCCUCUCCGGCAUUCCCCCCCGGUGCCCCCCGGCAGCCCCCGCCCGGACCCCCAGAGGCAGGCCAAAUGCUUUGAGUCGAGGCACCCGAGGGUCUCGGCCUCCCAAAGCCUGCUCCGACUGCAGGAGGCCCGCACCGGGGCCGAGCCGCCCUUCCCUCGGACUGCCAGGCUCCGCGGCGUCAAAGUCGACUCCCCGGGGAAAAGGCCCGACGUCAUUUCGAAAGGAGAGGCGAGGGACAUGACGGAAACGGCCAACAAGGCGUCCCGAGAGCCCGUCGGUUCCGUGAGCGAUCUGGGCUUUCUGGCUUCGCUGGCCCGAAGCGCCAGCAGAGACAGUGCGCAGGCGGCGGGCGGGCUGGGCAGGCUGCGGACUUCCAGCGUCCUGCUCCCUACGAGCCUCCAGCCUUUCCAGGAAAAGUGCUCCCACAGGACCUCUCCCCAGAUCGAGACGGCGGACUUCAUUCUAUCUUCCUAUGGACUUGGAAUGAAUGGAAAUAACACAGCAACAGGAAAAAGAGUAGGUGAAGCUACCCAUCAUCUCCCACCUGUGAAAGCCCCAGUUCAGACGAAAAAGAAAACCGCAAAGCACUGCUUUCUGUGUGGCAAGAAAACCGGGCUGGCGACCAGCUACGAAUGCAGGUGUGGGAACAAUUUCUGCGCAUCUCAUCGCUACGCGGAAGCUCACGGCUGCACGUUUGACUACAAGGGGGCAGGGAGGAGGUACCUGCAGGAAGCCAACCCCGUGGUCAGCGCCCCGAAGCUCCCCAAAAUCUAGCCGUUGGGUCCGCCCUGCCGCAGUCAUCGAAUUAACAGUGAGAGAAGAAGCAAUUGCUUCCAGACUGCGUUCGUUUUUCUGACUCCCACAAGAAAAAGGCCCAGUCCCAAAAGCACACCACACACCUAGGCUUGGAGAGUAACGUGGACACCACCGUAGCCGACGACUUUACCCUCCGAUGAAUCCAACGGGUUUCCAAGUAGUUUUUAAAAAACGUCCACUCUGGCGACUCAACUCCCUUGCUGCGCGUCUCGGUUGAACUGUUUUAUAGCCGAAAACGCCGUUUCACUAGGCGAGUCUGUAAAAGAUGCACUUUACCACGUUUAAUAUUUACUGUGUGACCAAACUCGGAAGUGGGGAGUGGCCUCUCUAGGGGCGACAUGUAGUGUCUCCUGUGCUCAGACUUGUUUGUUUUUUUCUGUCCCACGCGUGAUAGCUUAAAUUAUUUCAUGAAGGAGUCUCUACUGAACGACACAGCCGGUACAAGAGUGUGGUAAUUGUCCCACGCCCAGCUCUUCCGUUCGUGUGUCUUGUGUCCGUUCCACCAGCGUACUGUGUAAAUCACAUGUAUUUCUAAAAAAUAUUCCUCUUUGUAGGGUGAUUUUUAAACUAGAACAUGUCCCACUGGUUGCCAUUAAUACAGAAGCAACUUAUUUUCACUUCUUUUGUAAUGGCUAGAUAUUUUUAAGACCACAACUUGGUUUGAUCUGCUAUGACGCCGAGCGCUGUUACAAGAUGAAAUUCUAAUAAAUACUCAGUUUUA
This is a messenger RNA of Tachyglossus aculeatus (Australian echidna), 2985 nucleotides long. It is a transcript of the gene ZFAND4, whose product is annotated as zinc finger AN1-type containing 4. The record is from RefSeq and is a predicted model, not a curated record. NCBI's taxonomy places the organism in Eukaryota, Metazoa, Chordata, Mammalia, Monotremata, Tachyglossidae. The coding region runs from base 192 to 2222 and encodes 676 amino acids. Gene Ontology annotation, molecular function: protein binding; zinc ion binding. The transcript is spliced from 11 exons.